AUGGUGUUUUGGAAAUUUACGAUCGUUUGCUCGCAACAGGACUGGGAACAAAGUAACACCAUCAGUCUUACAACGUACAUGAUGUUACUAGUGUCUCUGACAUUUAACAUAUUCAUACUGUGCUAUAUUGGCGAACUUCUGAUGGAAAAGAGCAGUAGCGUUGGAUUGUUUUGUUUUAUGACCGACUGGUUUCAUCUACCGACCAAAAUGAUACACGGCCUCAUUUUAAUCAUUGCUGUGUCAAAUAAUCCAGCUAAAAUUAGUGCGGGCAGAAUAGCUGAUUUAUCUUUAUCCACUUUCGGAGCUGUAAGUCCCUAUUAAUUUUUAAAUUUUCUCGUAUAAAUUUCAGAGAUCAUCUGUCGCUCAUAAAAGCUAA
Messenger RNA from Heterotrigona itama, 376 nucleotides. The record is from the annotation of a GenBank genome assembly. Lineage: Eukaryota; Metazoa; Arthropoda; Insecta; Hymenoptera; Apidae.